AUGUUGGCUCGAGCAGCACCUAUAGAAGAUGCUGUUGUUUACAAUGGCAGCCCCCGUUAUCCGGCUUGGUGCACCGUAGGGGAGAGGGUGACGGCAAAGCCUUCGCGUGGCCAUCCUUGUCACUGCGUCGCGUCCAGAAACAAAUUACUGCGAAUCACUCUGGCAACCUCCACCUUUUUGGUCUCAACUCAAUCGAUCGACUCGCAUGGCGUGCGUGCUUUUCCUACUAUCACGAUGUUUUGGCCAAAGUAA
This is a messenger RNA of Lichtheimia ornata, 252 nucleotides long. RefSeq lists its product as uncharacterized. Lineage: Eukaryota; Fungi; Mucoromycota; Mucoromycetes; Mucorales; Lichtheimiaceae. The transcript is spliced from 2 exons. The coding region runs from base 1 to 252 and encodes 83 amino acids. The record is from RefSeq and is a predicted model, not a curated record.